Messenger RNA from Aspergillus mulundensis, 912 nucleotides. Its product is annotated as NPP1 family protein. The record is from RefSeq and is a predicted model, not a curated record. Lineage: Eukaryota; Fungi; Ascomycota; Eurotiomycetes; Eurotiales; Aspergillaceae. The transcript has a single exon. Bases 1 to 912 code for a protein of 303 amino acids.
AUGAUUCCCUGCAAUCCCUCCAACCUCUCUCUCCUGCCGCUCCUCCUCACCCUAUCCCCCAUCCACAUCCACGCCAACCUCCUCACCCCCUUCAGCACAACCGCCAGCCCCGGCGCGCUCAAAUUCCAACCCAUCCUCGACUUCGACACCGACAGCUGCGACCAAACCGCCGCAAUCAGCACCUCCGGCGAUCUAAACACCGGCAUCUCCAUCCCCAUCCGUCCAGACCCGCAACCAACCUCCUGGCUCCGAGAGGACCCCCUCGCCGCACUCCCAACCGCCGCCGCCAACGCGACCACGUCCACGUCCACGUCCACGUCCACGUCCACGUCCGAGCCCGAAACCCGCGCAAGCCCCAACCUCCGCGGCUGCCGCGACCGCAACCGCCUGGACCACAGCCAGACGUACGUCCGCGAGCGCUGCAACCACGGCUGGUGCGCGUACCUGUACGCGUACUACUUCGAGGGGGACUUCGGGUGGCUGAACGCGCACACGCACGACUGGGAGCAUAUCAUUGUGUGGACGCUCAACGACAACGUGUUCUUUGUCUCGUGGUCCGCGCACGGCAAGUACACGACGCACCACCAGUCGACUGUGCGGUUUGACGGGACGCAUCCGAAAUUCGUGUAUCAUCUUGGUGGGUGGGGGACGCAUUCGUUCCGCAAGGCGGAGGAGGGUGAUGAACGCAUCGAGAACGAGACCGGGGGCUGGUUUAGGGCGCCGCUUGUGUCGUUGGAGAAGCUGGGUUGUGAGUUGAAUCGGAGGUUGCUGGGGCAUGGGUGGGGGAGUGCGCAGAUGGAUCUGAGGAAGGAUCGGUUUGGCAAGGCGCUGGAUGAUUGGAUGCCCUGGGACGCGAGGAACAAUGAGAAGUUUAAUCCGUGGGAGCCGGUUGUGCCGGCUUGGGCUUUGUGA